Messenger RNA from Solanum lycopersicum (tomato), 3180 nucleotides. Its product is annotated as phosphatidate phosphatase PAH1-like. The record is from RefSeq and is a predicted model, not a curated record. Lineage: Eukaryota; Viridiplantae; Streptophyta; Magnoliopsida; Solanales; Solanaceae. Gene Ontology annotation, molecular function: phosphatidate phosphatase activity.
GGUGACGAAAAAAAUCUCAGAAAAAGAAUCUUCGGGUAUAUUAUUUUCUUCAUUCUUCAACCCCAUUUAGCGGUGAGAUCAAUUUCGAAUUGAUCCACUUAUAUAAUUGGAGCUUGAAGAUUUUCUGGGCUACAUUCAAUUUUUGUCACAUUGAAAAUUUCAAUCUAUUGUGGAUUGGAUCAGGUUGUUUUUUGAUUUACGAAGAAAAUUACGUUGUAGGUUUAAAUAAUUGGAGUUUUUGAUAAUUUUGUAUCUGGGGUUUUGAGUUUUUGAGGGGUGCAAAUGAAUGUGGUUGGUAAAGUUAGUAGCUUUAUAACACAGGGUGUGUAUUCAGUUGCCACCCCAUUUCACCCUUUUGGUGGAGCAGUUGAUGUAAUUGUUGUGAAGCAGAAUGAUGAGACUUUUAGGAGUACCCCUUGGCAUGUUCGAUUCGGAAAAUUUCAGGGUGUACUUAAAGGUGCAGAAAAAGUGGUUCGAAUUGAAGUUAAUGAUGUAGAAGCUGAUUUUCAUAUGUAUCUUGAUAACUCGGGUGAAGCUUAUUUUAUCAGAGAGGUUCCUGCUGAUAAUCAGAAUGAGGUGAAUGGGGAUUCGAGGGAUUCUGCUAAAAAGGAAGAAGUGGAUACUAGUGAUCUUGAUAAUGUGAACAAUAACGACGGUGUGAAGGAGGAUAAUGACUCUAAUAAAGCCGAGUUGUCAUCAAAAGAUGAAGGUGUGACAUUGGGUAUAGAACGAUUAGAUGAGGGAGGUUCCGAUGGUGACAGGAGAUCCUCUGAGUUUCUGGAAGAACAAUCUUCUUUGGAGGAUUCGGCUGUAGCAGAACUUAGUUCCAGCAGAUGUGAGAAUGCGGAUCAUGUUGAGGAGGUCCUGGAAUCACAAGACUCCAGUUCUGAAGUUGUUAUGGUGAGUGUGGAUGGCCAUAUAUUGAAAGCACCCAUCUUAUCAUCUGAAAUGAAUGUGGAAGAUGUCAAAUUAGACACGCCUAGGUUUCAUCUAGGUCCUGGUCAGGGGACAGAUUUUUCUGAUAGUAACUCAGAGUUCAUCUCAGGUGAAGCUACAUGGGCUGAUGAGUAUCUGAGUUAUCAGGCGUCACCAAAAGUUUCUCCUGCAGACGCUUGCAAUGUGAAAAAAGAGAGCAGCAAGGUUGAGCACCAGACAGAUGUUUCUGAAGUAGAUGGCCGAUAUUCAGUGAAUCUAGACAUCAAGAACCAGGAAAAUGGCAAAGUGGAGAUCACAUCAUGUAUCAUUAAGAAGAAUGCAGUAGCCAACAGCUGUUUGGAGCUCCAAGCAUCUGGCACGCAUGUUGAGAAUGAGGUUAAUCAGCCAGAUGUGGUUUCUCCUGCAAAGAUCCAGGAAGUGGUUGACGAUUUAGAAAACAAGCCUCCUGGGAAACUGGGAGACUGCAGUUCGUUAAAUCCUGCUAAAACCCUCCCGCAAGGCGAAUCAGUGAUGGAUUCUAAUGGUUCUGAUGGCUCAAUAGACCAUCAGGUUGUUAGUGAUAAACACCCUGAGAAACAGAACAAUGUAUCUUUAGCAACUGAAGCAAUACAGAGUGGCCAGAAAGGACCAGAUGAAUGUACGCAAUGUGUAGAUGUGAAGCAUCUUAUAGAAGCUUUUCUUAAAGUAAUAGUGACAGGAGUAGAGAUAUCUCUUUGUGGCAGCUUGCUUCAUGCUGGAAUGGGUUCUAGUGCUGCUAGAGAAGCCUUUGAUGCAAAUUACAUAUCUGAGGAGGAAUUCAGAAGUUCUUCAGAAUCCAUAAUCAAGAACAAAAACUUAGUUGUCAGAAUUCGAGGAAACUAUAUUUUGUGGGAUAGAGCUGCUCCUAUCAUUCUUGCCUUGGCCGAAUGUGAUACGGAACUGCCUGUUGAAUGUGCUGAUUUCAUACCUGUGGAGUUGGAGGAGACCUCAAAAUCAGGAGAGGAUGGUAGUGAGAUCUCUUCAGUUCCUUCUGGACGACGAUGGACUCUCUGGCCAAAUCCAUUUAGAAGGGUUAAGACACUUGAGAAAAGUAACUGUAAUUCAUCAAAUGAAGAAGUCUUUGUUGAUUCUGAAUCUGGUUCAGUGUACCAGCCUAUGGAACAAACAGCAAUCGCUCAAGGAGGCAAGGGAUCUCCUCCGUUGCAACUCGUGAGAACAAAUAUUCCCACUUCCAGUCAAAUCACAUCUUUAAACUUGAAGGAGGGGCAGAAUGUGGUAACUUUCAUUUUCUCAACCCGAGUCCUAGGGGAGCAAAAGGUUGAAUCCCAUAUAUACUUGUGGAAGUGGAACGCAAAAAUUGUUAUUUCUGAUGUUGACGGGACUAUUACCAAGUCCGAUGUUCUUGGUCAGUUUAUGCCUUUGGUUGGGAAGGACUGGACACAUUUUGGAACUGCCAGACUUUUCUCUGCAAUCAAGGAAAACGGAUAUCAGCUACUCUUUCUCAGUGCACGUGCUAUUGUUCAAGCAUAUCUGACCAAGAAUUUCCUGUUCAAUCUCAAACAGGAUGGAAAAACCCUACCCACUGGACCUGUUGUCAUUUCUCCCGACGGUUUAUUUCCAUCGUUGUAUAGAGAAGUUAUAAGAAGAGCUCCUCAUGAAUUCAAGAUAGCCUGUUUAGAGGACAUCAAAGCACUCUUCCCACAAGAUUAUAACCCAUUUUAUGCAGGGUUCGGGAAUAGGGACACCGAUGAAUUCAGUUACAGAAAAAUUGGAAUUCCUAAAGGCAAAAUUUUUAUAAUCAACCCAAAGGGGGAGGUAUCGAUUAAUAACCAAAUUGAUGUGAAAUCCUAUACUUCAUUGCACAGUCUAGUUGAUGACAUGUUCCCACCGACAUCCAUGGCUGAGCAGGAAGAUUAUAACAUAUGGAAUUACUGGAAAAUGCCCAUCUCAGACAUCGAUUACUUGUAGAGAUUUAUCUCCUUCCAGCUCUUUGAAAGGAGGAGCUGUAGUUGCUGAUUUUUUUGGUCUAAUUGUAAGGAAAAAAAAAAACUUACUCGCACUUGACGUUUCUACCAAACCAAGAUGAAGGUGUGAGAGUACAUACCAUUUGUGAUAACAAAAGUUUAUAUGCAAGACGCUUGUCCUGUCAUCAUUAGUUUGAUGUAAACACAGCAGAUGCAAAGUUAAUUUUUUUCUUUUUCUUAUUACAAUUGUAUAAAAACGAUUGUGUAGUCACGAUCAAUUCAUAUUGUCGUUUCAUUUAAA